Molecule: messenger RNA, 1188 nt
Organism: Closterium sp. Naga37s-1
Lineage: Eukaryota; Viridiplantae; Streptophyta; Zygnematophyceae; Desmidiales; Closteriaceae
Source: the annotation of a GenBank genome assembly
AUGAAGACACGCGGCUCUUCGGGCUCUUUCGCCACUGGCAGAAGAGCCGCGGGAGCGACAUCUGGCCAAUGCACGUUGCUGGGCUCGUUAGCAGGCAUCACCGUGCGGAACUGGGACAUAGCCAUCCUCCCAACGUUCCUGGGUGGCGAGUGCAACCCCCUUGCCAACACGGACGACGACCCGCAUUUCCGGGGCGCAGAUGGCACCCAAUACGACUUCAACGGCCUUCUCGACCGCUCCUUCUGCUUGGUUUCCGACCGUCGGAUCCACAUCAACAUGGGAAUCAAGGGCUACCAGCCCAUCGCGAAUCUCCCUGGCACGGCGACAUCAUUGGACGAAGAGUCGCUCGCUGCAGCGGUGGAAGCGGCGGCCAAUGAGAAGAAGCCACGUCACAUCAGGCAGCUGGAACAAGAACGGCUGAGCGUGGAGGAACUGAGCGAGCUGGAGAAAAUGCGGGCCAAUGGGAGCCUGCCGUUGACUGAUAAGGUGGUGGCGGCGCUUGACAGGGAGACGGGUCGUCGCAGUGGUGAACAAGGCGCCGGGGGUGGAGGGGAAGAGAAGGAACAGCAUUCUAUUCAGGAGCUUCAAGUGAUGUGGCGCGACGAGACUGGCGCGCAUCACUCAGCGUUCUUUAAGGCGCGCGACGGAAAGGAGCAAGGGAGGGGCAGCAGCGGGUUCAUCGACCGACUGGAGCUCGACGGCUCGCCGGUGGCCCCGCCUCUGUCCGAAGGCUCUUCCAUCACUGGCAGCGGCGGGUUCAGAUUGCUUCUGGCGGAAACAAAGAGCUGCAAGGGGAAGGACGAGGACGAGUUUCAUCUCACGAUCGACGGCUUGGUGGACAUGGGCAUCUCAGCGCGUUUGGCGCAUCCGCUCAUGCAGACGGCUACGGAGGCCCAGGCGCAUUUCAAUGUGCACAUCGCCCGACUCAAUCACACGAGCGGCAUUCACGGCGUGCUGGGUCAGACCUUCCGAGCCGAGGAAUCCCGCAAGGUGCGCUCGCUGCGGUACCGCCUGCUGACCCGCCUGCUGCGCGAGCCUGUGGAGGUGGAGAGUGAGAGUGGCAGGGGAUUCCUGGAUGGGCGCACGGAGGACUACAUCACCUCGGACAUUCGCUCCGCGGAUUGCAUGUACGCCGCUGCGUGGCGCAGGGGCGAACACGAGAGCAGCGAUGGAAGCGAUUUCAUGUGA